AUGCGUGUUCUGACAGUGCUCUCCUUCGUGUGCUUCAUCGCAGCGGCUUUUUGCCAAAGCCACGACCUAGUAGUUGGACAGGCUAACUAUGGGGACGUGAUUUUAUAUAAAGUAAACGAAUACAAGUACGGUUUCCCAUUAAUUGUGAGAACGAGUACUAUAGAAUAUCCAGAAGCAGGACAACAUAAUUUUGCAUAUAUCAGAGCUAUUUUCGUAAAAGAUAACUAUAUAGAUGGAACUGGGGGUUACCCGACUAUCUCAGCUGGUGGCGUCGGCCAACGAUUCGUGAAGAUCAAGCUUAAAAGUCAAAGGGGUAAUGGAUUCAACUUCACUGUGACCAUAUAUGGAAGAUAU
Messenger RNA from Brenthis ino (lesser marbled fritillary), 354 nucleotides. Lineage: Eukaryota; Metazoa; Arthropoda; Insecta; Lepidoptera; Nymphalidae. The record is from the annotation of a GenBank genome assembly.